Molecule: messenger RNA, 1243 nt
Organism: Camelina sativa (false flax)
Lineage: Eukaryota; Viridiplantae; Streptophyta; Magnoliopsida; Brassicales; Brassicaceae
Source: RefSeq, a predicted model, not a curated record
AUGGAACAAAAACAAUUUAAAGUGAUGAUGAUGUUCUUGGUAGCCCUAAUCUUCGCAUUGAUUAUCCAACCAUCAGAAGCUCAAGCUCCACCGCCGGCUGUUAUAUAUUGUGACACAGCCACGAUAGAAAGUGUACCGGGAUGCUAUGAUGCGUUGAGGAUCUUUGUGGGCACAGGAAGAAAUAUUUUUCCUAAUCCCAUUAUAAAAAGAGAAACACACAAAAGAUAUCUGGAUUUCACUAACUAAACUACUGUAUAUAUCUUUGUUUGUGGUGUUCCAAGAUUGAAGAAGAUUAGAAGAAGAAGAACUCGUGCCGUCCUUACGUCCCUCUUCGAGUGCCACCGCCUCUCCGAAGUCUUUUCCCCGUCGCUGAUCAUCAUCUCGUCGUCCAAUGGAUCCGCAGAUGCAGAACACUUGGUCGCCGCGAGUCCAAAACGCCGAGAAGGGAGGAGUAGUUAGCGACUUGGAACUAGCUGUAGGAGGAGUGAUUGAAGAAGAAGAGGAAGAAGUCUUGGUGAGCCCUUCGGGGAAAGACAUGAACUCCUCACGAGCUCAGCAUAAUGUCAAGGAAAAUCGCAAGAAUGGAGUGACCAGUUCUGACGACGAUCGGAUCACCUUUUACGCACUUGCUACCAUAAUUGUCAUCAACAAUCUCGUUGUAUCCAUCUUAGUUCUAUGGUUUGACAUCUUCCCCGACGCUGGCACCUUUCACAAGUUACUGUAUGUCUUGUUGGCUGCUGCAACCAUUCCAUACAUUGGUGUGCUAUUCAUAAUUUGCUUGUGCAACGAUGUUCCAGUCCCGAGUUAUCGGCUAGGAGCUGAGCGGCGGUUUGGAAUCUACGUAGCUACUAUGGUUGUCACUUAUUGCAUAUCCUACGGCGUCAAGGACAUUGAUGUGAUGAUUGAAAUGUCAGGACUGGUGACUACGUCUGUAACAGGAUCAUGGACGGCCCUUUUUGGUACCCUCUAUUACUUCAUCUCUGCCAUAUCUCUCGUCAAUUCCCACUGCUUGGCUGCUGAUCUUUCUGAACAACAACAGCGAGAACGCCAACGCCAACGCCGUCAGCAACCCCUUCUUCCAGUUUCCUCUUCUUCCAGUUCCACUCCCCCAUGUGCAUUCUUGUUAUAGUUGUAUAUCACUGCUUCUAUCUCUGAUUUUGUAGUAGUACAACUGACUGGAAUUCUAUUUGCUUGACGUUUGUUUAGUAGUUCGGAAAUGAAUGUCAUAUCGAAUUAAAAUACA